AUGUCCCACGCUCAAGCCUUGACCCUCGGUAUCGUCGAUUCUGCCUCGCUGCCUGUCUUCCAGACUCCAACCAAGCGCAUUCAACAACCCGAUGAUGUAGGCAGAUUUCUUGUCAGUGCGGCCUACCGAGAUAUAGGCCUCUUCAUACUCCAGCUGAACCACGCCGUUUGCCCACGACAGCCAACCGGCUCAUCAACUCCAACAGUCUUUCCACUUGGUUCCAAGUCUACCCGCACAGCUUCCAUUCGAUCAUGCCAAAUGUUACUGUUUCGCAUCCGCGAUCUCAUAGACAGAGCACCACCAGACCCUGGUUCCCAAAGAUUUGGAAACGUUAGUUUCCGCAAAUGGUUCGCGCUCCUGAAGGAGGAGCUUGAUGACUUGCUCAACGAUGGAUUGCUCGGAGAAACCCUACGGAUAGGCAAUGGGCACGCCAAAGACGAAGUAGCGAGCUACUUACUCGGGUCCUUUGGCAGCUCACAGCGCCUCGACUACGGAACAGGGCAUGAGCUCAACUUUAUUGCUUUCCUUGGGUGUUUAUGGAAGCUGGGGCACUUCAAGGAUGGCAUACAGGGUGGCGACAUUGAACGGGAGAUUGUGCUACUGGUUAUACAACCGUACCUCGAAAUCGUAAGGCAACUGAUAACGACGUAUACUCUGGAACCAGCAGGCUCCCAUGGUGUAUGGGGCUUGGAUGACCAUUCGUUCAUUCCAUACAUUUUCGGCUCUGCGCAGCUCACUCGGCCGAUCAGCAACGAACUUGAUCCGAUGCCCACUGAAGGUUCCGUGAGGGGCGCACCGAAACCGAGCGAUGUCACAAAUCCAAGCAUUGUCGAGAGCAUGAGACAAGUCAACAUGUACUUUUCGGCUGUUGCAUUCAUCAAUGACGUGAAAAAGGGUCCAUUUUGGGAGCACAGCCCUAUGCUAUUUGACAUCUCUGGUAUAAAAGAUGGAUGGGGCAAAAUAAACAAAGGCAUGAUCAAGAUGUUCAAUGCCGAAGUUCUGUCCAAAUUCCCCGUCAUCCAGCAUUUCCCGUUUGGUUCGCUGUUCUCCUGGGACGAGAGCAGGCAGCGUUAG
Messenger RNA from Trichoderma citrinoviride, 1074 nucleotides. RefSeq names its product Phosphotyrosyl phosphatase activator. Gene Ontology annotation, molecular function: peptidyl-prolyl cis-trans isomerase activity; protein tyrosine phosphatase activator activity. Gene Ontology annotation, biological process: mitotic spindle organization. Bases 1 to 1074 code for a protein of 357 amino acids. NCBI's taxonomy places the organism in Eukaryota, Fungi, Ascomycota, Sordariomycetes, Hypocreales, Hypocreaceae. Gene Ontology annotation, cellular component: nucleus; protein phosphatase type 2A complex; cytoplasm. The record is from RefSeq and is a predicted model, not a curated record. The transcript is spliced from 2 exons.